CGCCAUUUCUGAGGGGAAGAAAAGAAGGACGAAGGAGGGAAAUGAGGAUUCUAUGAGUCACCUCUUGGGUGUAGUAAGGAAACCAAUAAUAUCGGAAGAAGAAGAAAUAAUCUCAAGGUGAUGAUCUUGCUGAAUUCUUGACAUCACUUACAGAUAAGAAAGGAAAAAAGUAGUGCCAAGUUUCUGUAUUGCAAUUCAAUACUCAUAUCACUGUUGACAUGGAGGAGAAAGCAUUUAAAUGCCUGGAGUGUGGAAAGAGUUUUAGUGGGCGGGAUCAUCUUCAGCAACAUGAAAGGGCUCACACUGGGGAGAAACCCUAUACGUGCCUGGUGUGUGUACAGAGCUUCACUAAUCAUUCAAGUCUACAUUCACAUCAAAGGAUCCACACUGGGGAGAAACCCUAUACAUGCCUGGAGUGUGGAAAGAGCUUCACUUAUAAUUCAGUUCUACGUUCACAUCAAAGGACUCACACUGGAGAGAAACCCUAUAAAUGCUUGGAGUGUGGACAGAGCUUCACUAAGAAUGGAAGUCUACGCUCUCAUCAGAGGACUCACACUGGGGAGAAACCCUAUACAUGCCUGACGUGUGGACAGAGCUUCACUCAUAAUUCAAGUCUACGUUCACAUCAAAGAACUCAUACUGGGGAGAAACCCUAUACAUGCCUGGAGUGUGGACGGAGCUUCACUCAUAAUUCAAGUCUACGUUCGCAUCUACGGACUCACACUGGGGAAAAACCCUAUAAAUGCUUGGAAUGUGGACAGAGCUUCAGUAAGAAUGGAAGUCUACAUUCACAUCAACGAAUUCAUACUGGGGAGAAACCCUAUACAUGCCUGACAUGUGGACAGAGCUUCACUCAGCAUGCACAUCUACGUUCACAUCAAAGGACUCACACUGGGGAAAAACCCUAUAAAUGCUUGGUGUGUGGACAGAGCUUCACAAAGAAUGGAAGUCUACAUUCUCAUCAAAGGACUCACACUGGGGAGAAACCCUAUAAAUGCUUGGAAUGUGGACAGAGUUUCACUGAGAAUUCACACCUACAUAGGCAUCAAAGGAUUCACACUGGGGAGAAACCCUAUAAGUGCUUGGAGUGUGGCCAUAGCUUUAGUGAGAAUGGAAAACUACGUUCACAUCAAAGGAGUCACACUGGGGAGAAACCCUAUAUAUGCCUGGAGUGUGGACAGAGCUUCACUCGUACUUCAGGUCUACGUUCACAUCAAAGAACUCACACUGGGGAGAAACCCUAUAACUGUCUGGAGUGUGGACACAGCUUCACCAAUAAUUCAGGUCUACAUUCACAUCAAAGGAUUCACACUGGGGAGAAACCCUAUAAAUGCCUGGAGUGUGGACACAGCUUCACUCACAGUGGAAAUCUACGUUUGCAUCAAAGAACUCAUACUGGGGAGAAACCCUAUACAUGCUUGGAGUGUGGAAAGAGCUUCACCAAGAACGUCAAUUUACAGUCACAUCAAAGAACUCACACUGGGGAGAAACCUUAUAAAUGCCUGGAGUGUGGACAGAGAUUCACUCAUAGUGGAAAUCUACAUUUGCAUCAAAGGAUUCACACUGGGGAGAAACCCUAUAAAUGUUUGGAUUGUGGGCAGAGCUUCACUCAGAGUUCAAAUCUACAUUCACAUCAAAGAAUUCACACUGAGGAGAAAGCCUAUACAUGCCCGAAGUGUGGAAGUGGUUUCACUGAGAGUGGACUUCUACAUUCACAUCAAAGCACUCACACUGGGGAGAAACUGUAUAAAUGCCUGUAGUGUGGUCAGAGCUUCACUUAUAAUUCAAGUCUUCGAUCGCUUCAAAGGACCCACACUAGGGAGAAACUCUAGAAAUGCAUGGAGUGUGGUAAGAGCUUCUCGGAGAGACUCCCUAAAACAGCUUUUCAAACUUUUCAUGUUGGUGGCACUCUUUUUAGACAUGCAUCAUUUUGCAACAUAGUAAGUCAGUUUCAUUAAUAACUAGAAGUUAAACCAAUCACAUAUAAAAUUUUCAAUAUAUAUAAUAUAAUAAAAUAAUACAUAUACAUUUCAUAUACAGUGUUCCCUCACUUAUUGCAGGGGUUACGAUCCAGGACCACCCACAAUAAGUGAAAAUCUGCGAAGUAGGGACACUAUAUUUAUUUUAAUAUUUAUAUAUUAUUUUAGUAAUUAUACACUAUUUUAAGUUUUAUCAACCAGUCAUGUGUUGAUAAAUCGCCUCUUUCUCCUCCCGUUGCCGCUUGGGCUCCUUUUCUCUCCCUUCGGCUCCUCCUCCCUCCCUUCCUUAGGCAGUAAAUUGUAAUUUUUUUAUGAUUUAUAAUAGUCUUUUAAAGUUUAUUGAAAAACCGUGAAACAGCGAAUGUGCGAAAAGUGAACUGCGAAGUAGUGAGGGAACACUGUAAUCUUUACUGGAAAAACAAUUCUUGUGUGAUUUCCUCUACAGCUAAUCCAGAUUUUAUUUUAUCAACAGAUAUUAUUUUCUUAAUUAAUUCAAGUAAUAUUGUGCAAAUAACAAAAGUUGCAAUAGAACCUACACUUGAACACACCAGGACUCCCUUUCUAUCUAAAUGUGUUAGAUAAACCUAUCUAAAUGUGUUGUUGAAGGCUUCAUGGCCGGAAUCACAGGGUUGUGUGUGUGAGGUGCAUAUAUACCUCACAACCUCUCAGGCUGCCUGCCAUAGAUGUGGGUGAAACGUCAGGAGAGAAUACUUCUGGAACAUGGCCAUACCGCCCGGAAAACACACAACAACCUAUCUAAAUGUUUUUAAACAGAGGCAGCAUAGCCUUCCAUGGGUCCUUUACUGUGUUUUCCUGGCUGGUUGAAGAGGGCUGGACUAGAUACCCUUUAGGGGUCCCUUCCAACCCCAGUGAAGUAUUUAUUAUUUAUUUAUCAUAUUUAUAUCCCAUCUUUCUCUACCCGAAGGGGGACUCAAGGCGGCUUACAGACAGCACUUGCAUACUGCCUUAGACAUUAAAACAUAAACCUGAAGUAAAAUUCAAUUUAAAUUAAAUACAUACAUAAAAACAUAAUUAAAAUUCAUUCCAAUGUUAAGACACGUCAUCCAAAAGUAAGGUCUAAGACCAUUCCAUAAUCAAUUGCACGAUUUCCAAGUCAAUUUAUUGCACUGUGCUAUUUUUCAAAGGCCUGCUCCCAAAGCUAGGUUUUUACUCUCCUUCUGAAGGGCAGGAGGGAGGGGGCUGAUCUAAGAUCACUAGGGAGGAGUGCCAAGCCGAGGGGCCACUGCUGAGAGGGUCCUGUUUUUCAUCCUCACCAAUCGCACUUGUGAAGAAGGUGAGAUUGAGAUCAGGGCCUCCCCAGACGAUCUUAAACUCUGAGGUGGUUCAUAGGGGGAAAUAGGUUUGGACAAAUAGACCGGGCUGGAACCGUUUAGGGAUUUGUAGGCUAAAACCAGCACUUUGAAUUUUGCUCGGUAGCUGCAAAAUUCCACCCCCCUGACAUAGCAGGGGGUUGGUAUGCUCCCUGUAUGCCACUCAGGUGAGCUGCCUGGCAGCCGCCCGUUGGACCAACUGAAGCUUCUGAACAGUUUUCAAAGGCAGCCCCAUGUUGAGCGCAUUGCAGUAAUCUAUGUGAGAUGUAACCAGAGCAUGGACCACCGUGGCCAAGUCUGACUUCCCAAGGUACGGACGCAACUGGCGUACAAGUAUUAGUUGUGCAAAAAUUUCCCUGGCCACUGCUGAAACCUGGGGUUCCAGGCUCAACGAUGAAUCCAGGAUCACUCCCAAGCUGUGAACCUGUGUCUUCAAGGGAGUGUACUCCCAUCCAACACAGGCUGUAACAUUAUGCCCUAUUCGGCCUUACAAGUGACCACGGGGACCUCUGGCUUGUCUGGAUUCAGUUUCAGUUUGUUCGCCCUCAUGUAGACUGUCACAGUUGCCAAGCACCGGUUCAGGACCUGGAAGCCUCCUUAGCAGCAGGUGGAAAGGAGUGAUACGAGUUGGACAUCAUCUGCAUACAGAUGGCACCGUACUCUAAAACUCUGGAUGAUCUCUCCUAGCGGCUUCAUGUAGAUGUUAGACAGCAUGGGGACAGUAUUGAACCCUGCAGGACUCCACAGGACAACGGCUGUGGGGCCAAGGAGGUAUCUGCCUAGGAGUCUGGAGUCUCCUCUGGAGGGGUUUGAGCUAAGGUUGCAUGGCAGUCUGUCGGGAGGGCUUUUGACUGUUCCUUCCUGCCCAGCUGAUAACAGUAGCAAGCAUCAUUUAUCCUUGGAGAUGGUAGGAAGUUGUUAUCCCACACGAGAAGAAUAACAAAUGAAAAUUCGCGAAUGGUCAGAGAUGGACAAAGUGACUCUGCCGAUUAAAAGGGAAUCUUUGAGUAUCUUCAAGAAAGAUUGGGAUUUCUUUAUCACUUUUUCACAAUAACGGGCAAAUGUUAGUUGUUGGAUUUAUGAAUUUAGAAGAGUGUUGUCAAAAGCAGAAGCGUACUUCUAUAGGACUAUCUAAGGGGAACAGAAUAAGUUCUUAGAAUUAGACCCAAGUCUGUUUGUUUGUUUGUUAACAUACUAAUAAAAAGUUCCAUUUCCUAAUCUUACCCACUCCUUUAGCCAGCUGAAACCUACUGAUUUGUAAUGAUACCUAGUUUCUGGCAGCGCUAAGUCCCUCUCUCUUUGGCAUCUAUUUGGUUUUUGUAAGCAAUGGUAGCUUUUUUCACAUUCCAUAUAAAUUUAGUCAAAUCCUUCCUCCAAUGUUCGAAAAUUCUCACUCCUUUAAUUAUUGAUAGAUUUUGGAAUAAAAACAGCAUUUUGAGUAAGAUCGUCAUUUUUAUCAUUGCUAUUCUCCCCACCCAAUUUAUUUGAAUACUUUGACAUCUUUCCAAAUUUUCUUUAAUCUCCUUUCAUGUUUUCCAAAAUUACUUUUAAAUAUGUUGUUAUUUUUGUUGGUUAGCCAUAAUCCUAGAUAUGUUACUUUUGCAGCUACCUUACAAGCUGAUAAAUUCUCUGCUUUUUGACAGGUUUUUAAUUAAGCACAUGGACUUCUUUAUUUUAUAUCCUGCCACAUUCCUGUAAUUGUUUCUAUCAAGCUUUGAAUGCUUUUUAAUGGCUCUUAUAUAAUGCAUGCCAUAUCAUCAGCAUAUGUUUUAACUUUUAAUCCUUGUUCUUUUAUUUUCACUCCUUUGAUAAAACUGUCUUUCCUAAUUCUAAUAUUUACUAUUUCUAACAUCCAUGUGAGAAGCAAAGGUGACAAAGGGCAUGUUGUUUUCCACCUAUAUAUCAGUUGCAUGGCUCUGGGUUUGAUUUUUGUGCUUCAGUUAUUAAAUAUAUACAGUGUUUUGAUCAUCUAUUGCUUUUUCGGGUAUGACUUUGGUUUUCAUUGCUGCACAUCUGAAUCCAGCAUUUCAAUAGAGCUGUCCCUCCAUAUUUGCAGGUGUAGUUUUCAAUGCUUAUGAUUUUUUUUGUUUCUUUCCAGCCUCUCCUUAAUGCUAGUUACAGCAUAGCUAUCAUCUAAAAUAUUCUGUAAAAACACAGUAAUAAUAAUUCAUGUGCACAUUAACAGAUUAACUAAGGAGUAUAAAUAAUAAUAAUAACAAUGUAAUGGAACCUUUAUAAUCAAAAUGUCCCUAGUGUUAGCUUCUGGUGGUAGUUUCUAACAAUUAACCAGUACUCACACACCAGGUGAACGUAGCCAGCUUUAUUGCUUUAUUGGAAUUGACCCAGAGAACAGUUAAAAGCCAUUUUCUACUCAUCUCCUCCUUUUAUUCGAACCCAGAAAUAAGCUUUGGCCAAGUCCCAAUUAGUAAAAAUCUUCCUCUUGGACAAGUGAGCUAGCAUGUCCUUAAUUAAUGGCAGGGGGUACUUGUUUGUGGUGCAAAUAGCAUGCAACCCGCAAAAAUCCGUGCACAGCCUCAGUCCCCCAACUUUAUUCUGUCUAAAUAGCACAGGUACAGCGAGUUGAGAGUUUGUGGGCUCAAUAAAACCCUGAGCAAGAUUAGUGUCCACAAAUUUCCUCAAAGCUUCAAUUUCUCUUUCCGACAUGGCAUACAGCUUGGGCUUAUGUAACUGUUUUUAUUUCACAGUCCAUCUUCUUGUGAGGGGAUAAUGUCCCUGCUGCUUUAUCACUGAAUACAUCGAGGAAGUCAUGAGAUGCCUCUGGGAUAAUUUCCGUUAGCAAGUCCAUCUCCUGCUCUAUUAGCUGUACUAAUACACCGGCUACAUCCCUCUGAUGAAGGUGUAUUGGGAAAAUAUAAUACUUGUAUUGGAAACCAUAUAUUGAAUGUAAUCAUGUUAAAGAAAUAGAUAUAAGAAAAUAUGUAAUCACCAGCAGAUUGUGUGCUAGCCUUAAAAAUACACUCUGCUCAGCAAAAUAACUGUCUACCCCUAGCAGACCAAAGUUCACUCGAGUGCCAGAGACAUAUGUUAAGUGUCAACAAGAAUAGAUAAGCUAAUGGACAAGAGACAAAUUAAGGGUUUUUGGGAUGUCAAGAUAAGACCUGGCGCCAUGAGGGGAGUGCUAAUAGGUCUCUGACAGCUGAGAUAAGGGGAUUCUCCUUAAUUCUCCCCUAAUGGAUGAGACGAGAAUUCCAAAAGAUAAGGCUAAUGGAGGGUCAGAGGUCUUGAAAGUAGUCUAUAUUUUAGGAAAAUGCCAAGAUAGCUUUUAGUUAAGUGCCCAGUAAGACUUUUUUGACACUAAUUGGUGAUUGAUAAUACCUGUGUGACGCAGUAGAUGGAGGGAAAAGGGUAUAUAAGAACCUGUGAUUCUCUGUUCCCGUACCUUCGCUUUCCUGUUGACAGGGGAAGGUCUUUUUUCUUAUUGCUGUAUUCUCACUGGCCACUGCGAAUAAAAGUCAUUUUUUCUACAA
Messenger RNA from Anolis carolinensis (green anole), 6798 nucleotides. Its product is annotated as zinc finger protein 658B-like. Gene Ontology annotation, biological process: regulation of transcription by RNA polymerase II. The record is from RefSeq and is a predicted model, not a curated record. Gene Ontology annotation, molecular function: RNA polymerase II cis-regulatory region sequence-specific DNA binding; DNA-binding transcription factor activity, RNA polymerase II-specific. The transcript is spliced from 2 exons. NCBI's taxonomy places the organism in Eukaryota, Metazoa, Chordata, Lepidosauria, Squamata, Anolidae. Bases 219 to 1760 code for a protein of 513 amino acids. Gene Ontology annotation, cellular component: nucleus.